AUGGGAGUUUUUCUACAGCUCGAACCUGUGACUCUUCGCGGUACCGGCUACUUGCGCCUUCGGUGGGAGGUUGAGUACUGGAAACACUCCGGUUCAGCGGCCGACAUCAUCAUGAAACCCAACGGAACUUGGCUCCCUGUUGCCGGCGGCGGCGGAUACCAGAUGGGCGAUGACUCUCCUGCCCCUUACUGCAACGACCCUCGUGGUAAUUGCUUUACUGGCCCCGGUGGCGAUACCGAUGGAUAUGUGUGGUUCACGAAUGGCCACAACCCCUGGCAUAGUGAAUAUUAUUGGCUGGAUGGUGGAGUGUAUCUUCAGACGCAGGAGGGUCCUGGUGAUUAUAAUGUUGGCGUCAGUCCUAUCACGAUCGACGAUAUCUUGAGCGACAUCAACACCAAUAUCAACGCUGCUUAUCACUACGGUGUCUCCUUUGAUCCCAAGGAGAGGCGUGCCCGUGCUCGAUCAGCCCCGUCUCAUCAACAGAACUUGCUGUAUCUACCUCUGCGACUCCAUAUGUCGCUUAGUUCCAUCGAAACCUGCGUCUGCAGUCCGUCCUUUAACCACCGGGUGAGCUAG
Aspergillus eucalypticola CBS 122712 is the source of this 576-nucleotide messenger RNA. RefSeq lists its product as uncharacterized. Lineage: Eukaryota; Fungi; Ascomycota; Eurotiomycetes; Eurotiales; Aspergillaceae. The transcript has 3 exons. Bases 1 to 576 code for a protein of 191 amino acids. The record is from RefSeq and is a predicted model, not a curated record.